Messenger RNA from Mercurialis annua (annual mercury), 762 nucleotides. RefSeq lists its product as uncharacterized. The record is from RefSeq and is a predicted model, not a curated record. Bases 1 to 762 code for a protein of 253 amino acids. NCBI's taxonomy places the organism in Eukaryota, Viridiplantae, Streptophyta, Magnoliopsida, Malpighiales, Euphorbiaceae. The transcript has 4 exons.
AUGGAUGCGAAAAUUGACCAGUUGGCACAGUCAACUGAACGUGAACAAGGCAAACUCCCUAGUAAUACUGAGAAUAAUCCAAGAGAGGGGGUUAUGGCCAUUAGUCUAAGGAGCGGAACUCAGGUGGGAGAUGGAAGCAAAGGCAGGAAAGUAAUUGAGAUUGUCGACGACGGAGACAACAAGGAAGAGAGUGAGCACAAUGCAAAGCAAGGGAAUGAUCUUGAUAAGGAAGUGGUGGCUGAUCCUUCAGCCCUUGCUAAGAUGCCUUCCUAUGCCAAGUUCUUAAAAGAACUAGUUUCCAACAAGAGCAAGCUAGAGGAGUACGCCACUGUAGCUUUAACCGAAGAAUGUAGUGCCAUACUUCAAAAGAAGCUACCACAUAAACUUAAGGACCCAUGGAGUUUUUCUAUCCCUUGUGUUAUUAGUGAUACUACUAUCUCUAAAUGUUUGUGUGAUCUUGGUGCUAGUGUGAAUAUUAUGCCUGCAUCCCUUUAUAAGAAACUUGGUAUAAAAGAAAUGAAACCCACGACUGUGUCUCUACAAUUGGUUGAUCGAUUAAUUAAAUACCAUUUAGGCAUUGUAGAAGACUUAUUUGUGCAAGUGGGGAAGAUGGGGAGUGAAAAAGAAGAAUUUAAUAUUCUUAAAGCCAUGAAACACCCAUCAUUUGAUGAUUCUUGUUUUAAUGUCGAUAUUAUUGACCAUGUUGUUUCACAUAUUGUUGAACAGGAAUCGUUCAAGGAGCCAUUAGAAGCAUAUCAAUGA